AUGCAGAUCCUAAUAUUUGUUGUGGGAUUGAGUGCUAUUCUUGACAACUCAGCUACUGAGAAGGUAUCACCACGGCCCAGCCUUAAAUCUUUCAGGGACGACUAUGACAGUAUAGCCAAAACAUGCGUGGCUGUUGGAUAUGUCAAGGAUAAUUGCAAAAAUAAGCCAGAGAAUAGAAACACUGUUAUUGCAUUCAAUGCUAAAGCCAACGGAAGUGUCCAGGCAGUAAGUACUGGGAACAUCGUCAUGUUUGGAGACGUUUAUCUGAAUAUUGGAGGAGGUUUUAACGCAGUUAAAGGGGUUUUCACCGCCCCGGGUGUGUACAUCUUUGACUGGACAAUAUUGAAGGUGUACAGUAAAUCCGCUUACACCGCUCUUUAUCUAAAUGGUCAAAUUAAGAUGUACAACAAUUGUCAUGAUAAUAAUCAUGGUAUCCAUAUGUUGUGCAGUAAAAUGGUUGUUGUAAGAAUGGAAAAAGGAGACAAGGCCUCGAUUAAAUGUUUUUCUGGAACAGCGUCUGUAAACCACGUAUAUUCUUCUUUCUCUGGAUUGAUGUUGUAA
Molecule: messenger RNA, 561 nt
Organism: Saccostrea cuccullata (small rock oyster)
Lineage: Eukaryota; Metazoa; Mollusca; Bivalvia; Ostreida; Ostreidae
Product: cerebellin-1-like
Exons: 2
Coding region: 1-561 (186 amino acids)
Molecular function (GO): protein binding
Source: RefSeq, a predicted model, not a curated record